UAGCCAAUUAACCUCCUUGUCUUGACAUUUAUACCUUUAUUUUGAUAUGACUUGUGGUGAAAAAAUUAAUAACGAAAAUAAUGAUUUCAGUAAUUCUAAAUCUUCCAGACGAGUAUUAUUUCGCACAGGCAGUAUGAUGAAUAACCUUAUGAAAUGUGACAAUAUAGAUGCACCCAAAGAAAGUCCACCAAAUUUUUUCAAAAAAGAUGUCACAGAAUCCUUAUUCUCCUUUUUGAGAUAUGAAUUGACAAUGGACUACCAACUAGAACAUGAUGAAGAAAGAUAUUCAGCUAAAAGAGAAAAAGUUUAUUCCUUCAUGAAAAUUCCAAUGGAAAUAGAACGUUUCAUGCUUUAUGGAUUUAUGCAAUGUAUAGAUUCAUUUUUAUUUAUAUGUGCAUUUCUUCCUAUACGAGUAGCUGCAGCUAUGUGGACACUUAUGACAAAACCUUUCCGUAAAUGUUUUGGUCUUAAAAGUAGGGGAAAACUAACCCCUGCUGAAAUCUGUGAUAUACUGAGAGCUAUUAUUUUGAUUUUCUGUAGUAUGGUUAUUUGCUUAAUUGAUCCCAAUGUUUUAUAUCAUUUAAUCAAAAGUCAAUCAACAAUCAAGUUAUAUCUUUUUUAUAAUAUGUUGGAAGUUGGAGAUCGAUUAUUCUCAUCAAUAGGUCAAGAUGCAAUAGAUGCUUUAUUCUGGACAGCAACAGAACCCAAACAAAGAAAGAGGGAACACUUAGGAAUCAUUGCUCAUCUGUUUUUUGCAAUGGUUUAUGUUAUUUUACAUAGUAUUCUGGUUCUGCUUCAAGCAACAACACUAAACGUUGCUAUUAAUUCCAGUAAUAAAGUUUUGUUAACAAUUAUGAUGUCCAACAAUUUCGUUGAAUUGAAAGGUAGUGUUUUCAAAAAAUUCGAUAAGAAUAACCUAUUCCAAUUGUCCUGCAGCGAUGUCAGAGAAAGGUUUCACUUGUGUUUCCUCCUUUUCAUUGUAGUGAUGCAAACAAUGAAAGAAUAUUCUUGGAAGACGGAACAUUUUUGGCUAUUGCUUCCAGAUUGUGUGGUAGUAUUAGUAGUAGAGUUUUUUGUUGACUGGUUAAAGCAUGCUUUCAUCACAAAGUUCAAUGACUUGAGCUUAGAUAUUUAUAGAGACUAUACAACAAGCUUGGCAUAUGAUUUAGCACAAACAAGGCAAAAUCAUGCUUUCACAGAUUGCUGUGAUUUAGUGGCUAGAAGAAUGGGAUUCAUACCCUUGCCAUUAGGCGUUGUUUUGAUUAGAAUUUUGAUAGCAACAACGACAAUUGAUAAUUGGUCCAAUGUUUUCGUAUGCUCUCUCAUUUAUUUCAUAAUUGUUCAGUGGAAAAUACUGGCUAGCAUCUUGGUGAUGGGAAGAGCCUGUGAUCUGAUAACACAGCAUAAACAUGACAAAGCUUUGCUGAUGUCUCCAAUUAAUAUCAAAUUAUUAGCAAACAAAGACUUGGUUAAAGUCACAGCCAAAGAAGUUGCAUCUAGUCCACUUCAUGUUUCACUCCAGAAAGAUAACAUAUUGAACAUUACUGGUUCUGAAAAUCUGAUAGAUGAACAGCUCAUGCCAAAUGAUUUAGGCUCUGCAGCGAUUUUCGCAAACAGCACAGUUGAUUUAAGGAAUGCAAAAUUAAAUGAAGAAGUGUUGAAAGCAGAUUCUGAAGGUAUAGAAGUAGAGGCAAAUGAAGGUGAAAUUAUUACGAGGAGUUUUCCUAAUAUUACAGCAGAUUUCGAAGAGGAUGUUGGAAAUGGUUUGAAAAGAGCAGAAUCUGAACCAGCUCUCAAUACUUGUAACAAUGAAGAUGAUGAAAAAGAAACCCACAAAAAUGAAAUAAAGAUACAAAAUAAAAAUUCAACUUAGGA
Coccinella septempunctata (seven-spotted ladybird) is the source of this 1875-nucleotide messenger RNA. RefSeq names its product protein TAPT1 homolog. The coding region runs from base 47 to 1873 and encodes 608 amino acids. The record is from RefSeq and is a predicted model, not a curated record. Gene Ontology annotation, cellular component: ciliary basal body; endoplasmic reticulum membrane. Gene Ontology annotation, biological process: positive regulation of cilium assembly; maintenance of protein localization in endoplasmic reticulum. The transcript is spliced from 2 exons. NCBI's taxonomy places the organism in Eukaryota, Metazoa, Arthropoda, Insecta, Coleoptera, Coccinellidae.